This is a messenger RNA of Ramularia collo-cygni, 1038 nucleotides long. RefSeq lists its product as uncharacterized. Gene Ontology annotation, biological process: positive regulation of proteasomal ubiquitin-dependent protein catabolic process; ubiquitin-dependent protein catabolic process; protein polyubiquitination. Lineage: Eukaryota; Fungi; Ascomycota; Dothideomycetes; Mycosphaerellales; Mycosphaerellaceae. Gene Ontology annotation, molecular function: ubiquitin conjugating enzyme binding; zinc ion binding; ubiquitin protein ligase activity. Gene Ontology annotation, cellular component: ubiquitin ligase complex; cytoplasm. The record is from RefSeq and is a predicted model, not a curated record. Bases 1 to 1038 code for a protein of 345 amino acids. The transcript is spliced from 2 exons.
AUGGCAGCCCAAGCGGACGUCUUUGAUGGCAUGGACGAUUUGACUGCACAAAUGUGCAUCGACCUACAGCUUGAAGAUCUUGCGGCCGUCACUGGCGCGUUCGUACCCUCGGCGACUUCUCCAUCCGACGCAGAGGUUGCUUUGGAACUGCACCGGACCGAGCUGAAAGCCUACCGCGCUGAACGCGGCCUUCCGGAGCCGCCACCAGCUGCUGUCGUGCGCUUCAAGUGCGAGGCCUGCGGCGACCGCUUCACUGACGAGGAGAGUGUCCAGACCCCAUGUCUCCACCACUACUGCAAUGAAUGUCUCGAGGAACUUUUCUUGCUGUCUAUGCGUGAUCGAACGCUCUACCCCCCACGCUGUUGCCGUCAGCCGAUCCCUUGGGAAGAAGUCCGCGAUGUCGUUAGCGAAGAGUUCAAGGUGAGUUUCGAGGAAAAGCGAGAGGAGCUCGAUGAUCCGAGUCCCAUGUACUGCCACGACAAGCGGUGUUCGAAAUACGUCAAACCCGAUGCAAGAGAUACCACGAGUGCCACGUGUUCCAAUUGCCACCGCAUGACUUGCACACUUUGCAAGCAGGAAAUACACUGGAGCGCAUGCCCCGAGGACGAGGAGGUGAAAAAGAUGAGGGAGUACGCCAAGAAGGAAGGCAAUCAGGAGUGUACUCGGUGUCAUCAGCUUGUGGAGCUUGCCCUUGGUUGCAACCACAUUACGUGUCUUUGCAAGCACGAGUUCUGCUACGGCUGCGGCAUCGAGUGGAAGCACUGCGAGUGCCGAGUAUGGGAUGAGGAUCGCCUACUAGCCAGAGCCGACAACGUCGCGAAUCGGCCGGGAAUGGGAGGUGCUGCCGCUGCUCCAGCUAUCGCUGAGCAACUCCGAAGAGACCAUCAGGAUUGCGACGAUCAUGGCCACCAGCGCAUGGUCUCUGAGCGAGGAUCACAUCUUUGUGAAGGCUGUCAGCAGGUGCAGCCCUUGUUCUACUACCGCUGUCGCGCCUGUCACACAGUGCUUUGUCGCCGAUGCAGGAGAAACCGCGCCUGA